AACGCAAAAUAACCCUAAGAACGCCGUCAUCCAUUGUCACUAAUCCUCCAUAGGCAACGUCCUGCAGCCCACACCGUGCAAAUGUGUACAUAGUUUUGCAUAUCAUGCAGAUGUUGUAGCAGCAGAUCGAGUUGCGUCCUAUCGCUUGUACUUCUCAGCCCCCAUCCUUCUGCCCGCGUGUGACCGGUUAAAACUCCGUCUAGGUUUAUUCACUGAUUCACUGCAGUCCUGGUCAAAACUCCGUUUAGGGUUGUUCACUAAUUCACUGCAGUCCUGGCUAAAACUCCAUCUAGGGUUAUUCACUGAUUCACUGCAGUCCUGGUUGAAACUCCGUCUAGGGUUGUUGUUCACUGAUUCACUGCAGGCUUUCUCGCGCAGAGGUUUCGCGCCACCUGUCCAGCAUUUCCACGGGCACAAGGAAAACCUCUCCCCUCGAGAGAAUGUGAAUGCGUAGUAUUAGCACGUGCUAAUACUUCCGUGCGACGAAUCUUUUUUCAGGACGUCUUCGGACACCUGGAUGUAUGACUUGGGAACUGCGGAAAAAGAAGGAAUCCGCCACGAAGUCACCAAUACGCCAAGUAACAAGUAAAUGACCACUCGGCGAAGAAAGGAACACAAUCGCCAUGUAGGACUUCGACGAGCUUUGGAGUGCGUUUCGGAGUGCGUACGGAACUGUGGAAGCUGUAGUUGUCGUCGCGAGGACACUUCUUUGACGGGAAGUCGAAACAUGGACUAAAGCUUUCGUCGCCGUCGACGCAGGUUAGAAUUUAUCGAGGAGAGGGGGAAAUAAGCAAUGCGGCGACGUAGGUGUUGUGUUACUACUAUGUGUCUAUAAACUAUAUGGCUACUAGUUUGAUUUGGCGGUGGAACUAGUGCAUACCUCGCGAGGGAAGCGGGCGUAGCCCCGAACAAGCGAUGAGAACAAAGUGUGUUCGCCGCCCCAGAAUGGAGACCAUUCUUCAUAUCUGAAGGUGAAGGAGAGAGCGAAUGAGUUGGAGCACAUCUUCGUCGAUGCACAUACAGAAGGCCCCUUGCAGUGCAGACUCGUGGGAGGAAAAAUGUAUUAGGAUUACUAGUUGCCCGCAGGAAGAACACAAGGUCACCGAUUGUGCACACGCAACAAGGGGUGUAAAAUACUUGGAAGAUUAGAUUAGGGGGAUAUACUGACCAAUGGAUUUUAGAUAGUAUAGAGCAGCCAUCUCAUAUAAAAAGACAAUAAAAUAAGUACUUCCUGAAGUGAACUCCACGUGAACCUUGAAUCGAUUUACAUACCCCAUAACAAAGUAUCAACAAGCAACGAAAGACUCAAGAAAUCAUUGGGCAGACGUGAUUGGGUAACCCGAGGGAGACAGCAGUGACGGAUGUGAGGCUUAACCAAUAGGAGUGUGUCAUGGCAGCAUGUCAUACACUCACCUUUUGGACAUGAAACCCUGACCUGAACAAACGACGAUUGUCCCCUUCCAUAAGCGAACAUGGACAAAGUGGUUAUCAGUCUCCUGCUCCUGGGAACCUCAGUAAUGAUGGCCCAUGCAUGUCCCAAGUACUGCGUCUGCCAGAACCUCUCUGAGUCCCUGGGCACACUGUGUCCGUCCAAAGGCCUGCUCUUUGUGCCGCUGGACAUCGACCGGCACACCGUGGAGCUGCGGCUGGGCGGGAACUUCAUCCUCAAGGUCAGCGCGCAGGACUUUGCCAACAUGACCGGUCUGGUGGACCUGACGCUGUCCCGGAACACCAUCAGCUCCAUCCAGCCCUUCUCCUUCAUCGACCUGGAGACCCUGAGGUCGCUGCACCUGGACAGCAACAGGCUGACGGAGCUGGGGCCCGACGACCUCCGGGGCCUGGUCAACCUGCAGCACCUGAUCCUCAACAACAACCAGCUGAACCGCAUCUCCAACGUGGCCUUCGAGGACCUGAUGCUGACCCUGGAGGACCUGGACCUGUCCUACAACAACCUGCGCAGCGUGCCUUGGGAAACCAUCCGCAAGAUGGUCAACCUGCACCAGAUGAGUCUGGACCAUAACCUCAUUAACUACAUCUCCGAGGGGACCUUUACCGAUCUGGAUAAGUUAGCCCGCUUGGACCUCACCUCCAACCGUCUGCAGAAGCUCCCCCCGGACCCCAUAUUCGGCCGUUCCCAGAGUAGCGUGGUGCUGACCACCCCAUACGCCCCGCAGCUGUCCCUGAGCUUCGGGGGCAAUCCGCUGCACUGCAACUGUGAGGUGCUGUGGCUGCGCAGGCUGGACCGCGAGGACGACAUGGAGACGUGCGCUUCCCCCGCCGCCCUGAAGGGGCGCUACUUUUGGUCCGUUCGGGAAGAGGAGUUUGUCUGCGAGCCCCCGUUGAUCACACAGCACACGCACAAGCUACUGGUGCUGGAGGGCCAGACGGCGAGCCUGCGCUGCAAGGCCGUCGGCGAUCCGAUGCCAGCGGUGCACUGGGUGGCGCCCGACGACCGCCUGAUCAGCAACUCGUCCCGCGCCACCGUGUAUGAGAACGGCACCCUGGACAUCACCAUCACCACGGCCAAGGACUACGGCACGUUCACCUGCAUCGCCGCCAACGCCGCCGGCGAGUCCACGGCCUCCAUCGAGCUCGCCAUCAUACAACUGCCCCACCUGAACAACAGCUCGAACCGCACCGCGCAGCCUAAGUCCGGCCUCUCCGACAUCACCAGCUCCACCAAGAUCAGUAAGGGCGAGCCCAAGCCCCCCCCUGAGAAAACGGUGUCGGUAUCCGAGGUGACAUCGGUCUCUGCUCUGAUCAAAUGGAUCGUUAGCAAAUCAACACCGAAGGUCAAAAUGUUCCAGCUCCAGUACAACUGCUCUGAGGACGAAGUGCUCAUUUACAGGAUGAUCCCCAUGGCCAACAAGGCGUUCCUGGUGAGCAACCUGGUGUCGGGGAUGCAGUACGACCUGUGCGUGCUGGCCAUCUGGGAGGACGCGGCCACCACGCUCACUGCCACCAACAUCGUGGGCUGCGUGCAGUUCGCCACCACCGACGACUACCCCCAGUGCCAGUCCCUCCACAGCGGCUUCCUGGGCGGGACCAUGAUCCUGGUGAUUGGCGGCGUCAUCGUGGCCACCCUCCUGGUGUUCAUCGUCAUCCUCAUGGUGCGCUACAAAGCCACCGGCGGCGGCGGCGGCGGCGGCGUCCCGACCGGCAAGCUGCCCAGCGUCAGCAACACGUACUCGCAGACCAACGGCGGGCUGAGCCGGCCGAACGGCGCCCAGCCGCUGGCCAAGCCCACCGUGGUGGUGCUGCACGAGGAGAUGGUGGAGUUCAAGUGCGGCUCGCUCCAGAGCAGCCUGUCGUCCUCGUCCGACUCGUCCAACUCCCUGGACAGAGGGCCCGCCGACCAGUACAGCCUCCAGGCCAGCGAGUGCAGCACCCUGCCCGGCAGCAAGUUCAGGAGGCACGGCGCCGGCCCCAAAGGACGGCCCCACCUGGACCACCUCCUGGGGGCCUUCGCCUCGCUGGAGCUGCGGAGCGUCACGGUGAAGGAGCACCAGCAGGCGGCCGGCUGCUCCGUCACCACCACCGGCGUGAUGACGGUGGCGGUGGUGCCGCCCUCCGACAAAGAGCCCCUGCUGGGGAGGGCCGAGUCCACCACCAUGCUGGGCCGACUGCUGGGGCUGCCCCAGGAGAGCAGGCCCAAGAGGAGCCACUCGUUCGACCUGGGCCACCCGGGCGCCGCGCAGUGCGUCAGCAGCUACCCGCGCCGGAUCAGCAACAUCUGGACUAAGCGCAGCGUGUCCGUCAACGGCAUGCUGCUCCAGUACGACGACACUGAGGAGGAGAGGCCCUCUUUGGAGAGCUCCGAGUGGGUGAUGGAAAGUACAGUGUGAGGGCGUCGCUUCUGACGGGACCCCCAGCGGCGACGGGGGAGCUUGGGAGACAUGCGGUGGAGUGGCUAUCCAGGGACGUGCGCCUCCACCCUGUGCUGCAUGAAGUUUAUCCAUGUGAAUUAUUUUGUCCUUCUGUCCUCCCAAGACUUCAUGUGAGAAACGACACCUUUAAGGAGACGGUUUCUCGGUUCCUGGGCUCGGAUCUCUCAAGAUGUGUGAAAAUGUAUUUCAAACUUAUUUCCAAGGAGACACGAUUUUUAUGGACCCACUAUAGGCCUAAAUGGAUUUCCGACCAUUCAUGCACAGAAAUGUACGAGGUUUUUGGAGAAAAUGGAAGGAACGAGAGAGCUGAGGAAAUUGAAACUGGAUUCACCCUGAUUUCAUCAGUGGAGUCAAAGGGAAGUGGGCCCAAACUUUUGUGCAUUAAAUGUGCAUUACAGUACGCUGGACUCUCAAUGUGAUAUUGGACUACUAUCGCAGUAGAACAGAAGAAGAAACUAUAAAAUAUCGUUUUUUUUUAUUUUGUCUGGGUUUUUCAUCAUUUUUACUAUUUAUUAUUUAUGAAAUCAGUCAAGAGGUCAAAUUCAGAUUAUCACAAAGUUAUCAAGAUAUCAGAGUCCAGAUAAUCUGGUCACCUGAAAUAGAACCAUUUUCAAAACACAAACCUUGCUGUCUGUUACAUUUUCACAAAAUGCAAACCUUUGACUUUUGUUUUCCCAAGACAACUGCAGUAUGAACAGUGUGAUCCCCUGAAUAUCGGAACCAGUGUUAAACGUCUACCUCAGGUAAUGCAUUAUGCGUGGUGAUAUGCAUUUGAGGAAAUAUGUGAUUGGAGGAGCGAGAUGGUUUUACAAACGGCUCAGAGCAGCUGUUCAAAUGAAGAACCCUGUAGCCAACCUUUCUAUUGAAAAUAGGCAUAAUAAUAAGCAUAAAUAUAUAACUCAGGUCAGAAUCCUGCAAGGUCCGAUGGCUUUGAUAGUGCGUCUCCCUAUCGGUUGACAAGGUGUGUGUCGCUGGCGGCUUCAAAAGGUCACUGAUGUAAACAGAAUGUUCGCCUCAGGGCACGGUGCCAGUGGACUUGUCGCAUCAGACAGUAAAAAGUAUUUGAAAUUCAUCAAACCAAAUUAAUUAGGAUUUUGUUUUUUUAACCCAACACCUGGGAUCUUAAUUGGGAUCUUAAUUAUUUCUGGUUAAGAUGGGGUUAAAAGGGCAGGGAUUGCUAAUUGCUAAUGUAUGCUGGUCAAAGGCCACUUCAGCGAAAAUCAACAGCUCUCUAUUAACCUGUUACAAGUCAGUAUAAUGCCUAGGACCGUGAGAUAAGUAGGGAGGAGCGAAAAAAGACAGCUUAUCAAUUGGAAACCACUGAAACGUUAUUUAUACCGGCCUGCUGUCCCGUGUUUCCACCACACAGACUGCUCACUGUUGUGCAUUGUUUAAAUUGAAUUGCCAAGAACAUCCGUCAUCUGUCGAGUUUAGUCCCCUGCGACCCAUCGGUCUCUUUGUAACCAUUUGAACAUAGCAAGCAUUUGAGUGAGUGGCCUCUUCUCCCUGUCUUGACCCAUGAUGAACAGAGACACAACUCUACAAACUGUACACAAACAUUGUGAUGCCUUUUCUUUUCUCUGCUACAUUACAAAACAGGGGGGUUCGUUCCGUCUUUUUUAUGUUUUUCUUUUCUAGAUGUACUUCUGUAUAUUGGCAUUUUUGUAUAAAAACUCCGGUGAGAAUGUAAAAGGGGAAAACUGUGCCGUGGUACUUUUUAUUUUCUUGUUCGGCAAAUGGCGCAAAGGUGCUUUAGUGUGGUGUAACAACUCGGUGGCUCUUUGUCGGCUGAAUGGAAUGGGGUCCCAUGAUUCAUUGCGGGUAAGAAGAAAUCCUGCCUCAUGGCAGUUUGUCUGCUCUGAACACGAUGUUCCUCUUUCCUUUGGAGAAAUAAGGACGAAACAUAUUGUGAGUGUGUACUUGACAUAGUAAAUAUUCUCACGUAGGGUGAUAUGAUUAAAAACAAACAAAAAAAUAUGACCAAGAAAUGUUGUGUGUGUGUGUGUGUGUGUGUGUGUGUGUGUGUGUGUGUGUGUGUGUGUGUGUGUGUGUGUGUGUGUGUGUGGAAGCAUUUUGCUACAAGAAGAAUAUAAAGUAUUGGUAAUUCCUACGAAUCAAAUUGAGUCAUCCGUCUUUCACUUCUACCUGCAUGACACAACAGCACAUCUGCAAAGAUAAGCAUCCAAAUAGAAAAAUAACAAACUGACCUGACCUCAGUUUAUCGAAACGCAAGUUAAUUUAAGGAACAAGGUUUGAGGAACAAGCCAUCUCGCUUUUCAGCUGAUCGAUCUCACAGUAGACAUUCUGAGGGAUUUCUAAGACCUUUCUCCUUCGAGUUCGUGUGCUGGUGCUGUAAUCAGGCCAGGGCUCUACUUCAGACGCUGUCCAAUCCAUCUGCAGGGCGUGUCCACGGAGAAGUGGUCACAGCCAAUAACAGGGCCUUAAUUCAUAUAAUCUGCCGGUGAAGGUGCUUACGGCAGCAGCAGCACCGAGUCAAUAUAAUCUUUGAAGGGCGCACUGUGCCUGUGCCACCUCCGCAGGAAACCUCCUCCAGAAGGCACAAAGGCCCUCGCUCGUUGAACCGUUGUUAAAAGGUGAGAGUGGAUCUCACUCCGCGGUGUGAUAUAUACUCACUCUGUGCCCGAUUCCUCAAACUCAAGCACCACUCUAAUUACGUCUGCUAAAUUAAAAUCAAUACCCCCGAAGAGUGUCUUCAGCGCUAAUAGCGAAUAUAUGACGACGUGUCAGCGAGUGGCGAUGGGGAGAUUCAACAGGUGGCCGCACAAAAGCAGAGCCCUCUCUUUGUGAGCCGGGCAUCGGGGCGGUGAGCUGUAAGUGUGUUUGAGGAGGAUGAGGCGAGCAUUUCUUGUUCGGCUUGGUAUUGGAAUGC
Molecule: messenger RNA, 6777 nt
Organism: Gadus macrocephalus (Pacific cod)
Lineage: Eukaryota; Metazoa; Chordata; Actinopteri; Gadiformes; Gadidae
Product: leucine-rich repeat and fibronectin type-III domain-containing protein 2
Exons: 5
Coding region: 1473-3845 (790 amino acids)
Cellular component (GO): postsynaptic density membrane; cell surface
Molecular function (GO): protein binding
Source: RefSeq, a predicted model, not a curated record